Effrenium voratum is the source of this 1831-nucleotide messenger RNA. NCBI's taxonomy places the organism in Eukaryota, Dinophyceae, Suessiales, Symbiodiniaceae. The record is from the annotation of a GenBank genome assembly.
AAGAUGCAAAGCAGGUUCAGGCCCAGUCUGCUUGCAAAUGGUAGCGGGCGCACCAAUCCUGUCAGCGCAUGACAGUCUCAGCAUGGUUGACUACGCUGGUUACUUGGGCCGGUUUGCAUGCUGAGUGCAUGGAGCAGGAUUGGGUGCCCAAACAGGUGGCUAUCGCGGCAGGAGUUGCUGGAGAUAGCCAUGUAAGUAUCACAUGGAUCACGGAUGACCCUCGCGACGACAAUGACUCCUGCAAUACAGUGGCCGUGGCUCAAAUCUCGGGGCCACUUGGUCUCGCCAAAGUGCCGACGCUGCAGGUGGUUGGGACUUGCCUGAGGUAUUCCCUCAAUUCUGCGCCCGACUUAUUCGGCAACUACACCUCGGGCCGAAUCCACCGUGUUCUCGUGCAGGGUCUGGUUGCCGGCAGCCUCUACCAAUACAAGCUGCAGGGGGAUCCCGCUGACGGUCCAGACCGGCGCUUCAGAACUCUGCCUGCCUCGGAGGAGCGCGAUCCCUCGCAACAGGAUCCACGGUUCCCCUUCACCAUGGGAGUCCUCGGCGACCUGGGGCAGACGUUGCACUCGGAGGAGACGGUGAAGCACUUGGACGCGGACCAAGAGCUGCAGAUCAUUUUGCACGCGGGGGACAUGUCCUAUUCGGAUACCAACUCCCCCAGGUGGGACUCGUAUGGCAUGAAGAUGGAGCCAUUGGCCUCGCGCUUGCAGUGGAUGGUUUGUCCGGGGAAUCAUGAAAUCGAGAGCGACUUCUACACGGGCCAGAACUUUGUGGCUUAUGAGGCGAGAUUUGCCAUGCCUGCCGUCCAGGAAGCGGAGUUUUCCCCAUCCCCGGGGCAGGUGGGGUGCAAACAUCCCUUCCCAAAUGAGCCUCACACAGGAGCCGACUGCACGCCAUCAGAGUUUACGUGCCAUUACGACUGGGGCAACUCUUUUUAUGCCUUUGACUCUGGCCCUGCCAGAGUCAUUUCGCUGAACAGCUAUGCUCAUACGGACCAAUCCUCAGCUCAGUACAACUGGCUGAAAGAGGAGCUGGCCGCUUUAGAGCGGCGCAGGGCCAACACGCCCUGGCUCAUCAUCAUGAUGCACUGCCCCUUCUACACCUCGAAUGUAGCGCAUCACAAGGAAGGCCAGGCUGUCCUGAUGAGGGACCUGCACGGAUUUGAGGAGCUCUUUUUCCAGCACAAGGCCGCGAUCGUGAUCUCCGGCCACGUGCAUGCUUACGAGCGCAGCCAUCCGGUGUACAGAAACCAAACCAAGGCAAAUGCGCCUACCUACAUUGUGGUGGGCGAUGGUGGCAAUCGAGAAGGCCUUGCCAGCAGCUACUUGCAGGCGCCAGACUGGUCGGCGUUUCGAGAUGGUAAGUCAUUUGGGCAUGGUCGCAUCGUCAUUGCCAACAAGACCCACAUGCGCUGGGAAUGGCAUCGAAACAGCCAGAGUGACAGCCGGCGGGUUAUGGAGUUGGCCAAAGAUGCUGGUUCCGCCAGUGUGGGCUCGUUGCCCACUGGAACAUUUGUCGAUGAUUCUGUUUGGAUUAUCAACCCUUACAAACAACAUCACGACGAUCCGUCACAUCGGCUUGCCAAUGCCAGUCUGCUGACUCUGGGCAUUGUCGCAGGUUCCGCUGCUGCACUCGUAGCCGGUGUCCUGCUGGUACAGAGGUGUCGUAAGCGAUCCACGCGCUCCGUCUGCAGUGGUUCAGAGCUGGCCAGUGCUUGAAGUGAUGUGAACCUACAGCCUGGCCUGGACCAAAAGGUGCCACGCCUUGCCACUGUAGAUAUUGGUGGGCCCCUGCUCCCCGCCAACUAUCCGUCUAUCCGUCCUCCUGU